Messenger RNA from Miscanthus lutarioriparius, 693 nucleotides. The record is from the annotation of a GenBank genome assembly. Lineage: Eukaryota; Viridiplantae; Streptophyta; Magnoliopsida; Poales; Poaceae.
AUGGAGACCAUGGCUGCGCUCGCGAGGACGGCGCCGCCCCUUGCCGGGUCCAGUCGCCGGCCCUCCUGCGCGCUGCGGCCGACGGCGUCCCUCUCCUUCGGCGCCGCUUCCACGACGCCCCGCGGCCGGCUCGGGCUGGGGCUGAGCACCGCGUCGGCAGGGAGCGGGAGGGCGGCCAGGGCUCGCGCCGUCCCGCGGCGCAAAAUCGUCGCCUCCUCGGUUGGUGCCCCUGCAUACUUGGAGGUUGAGCAAAGCUACAUUAUUAUCAAACCAGAUGGUGUUCAGCGUGGUCUGGUUGGAGAGAUUAUUUCUCGCUUUGAGAAGAAAGGGUUUUUGUUGAAAGGAUUAAAACUUUUCCAGUGCCCCAAGGACUUGGCUCAGGAGCAUUACAAGGAUUUGAAGGAUAGACCUUUCUUUCCUAAGCUGAUAGAUUACAUAACUUCUGGCCCUGUUGUCUACAUGGCCUGGGAGGGUGAUGGUGUUGUUGCAUCGGCUCGCAAAUUAAUAGGAGCUACUAACCCCCUUCAAGCUGAACCAGGGACUAUAAGGGGUGAUCUUGCAGUUCAAACUGGAAGGAAUGGUGUCCAUGGAAGUGAUAGUCCUGAUAAUGGCAAGCGUGAAAUUGCUCUGUGGUUCAAAGACGGCAAGCUCUGCCAAUGGGAAUCUGUUCAAACACCGUGGCUUAUAGAGUAG